GGAAGUAGAAAGUGGGUGGCGAACUUCCCGUUGACUACGGUCUCUCAAAGAAUGUGCCUCGUUCAAUAAUAUAAAAUCAAUUCCACUUAAAAUUUAAUUAUUUUUUAUAUAUUGGUCCAAGGAAUCUUAUAUUCUUCUCGUCAUUUGCAGAGGAUUUUUGAUUUUCAUGUAUGUUAGCGUUGUUAAUAAUAUGAAAUCAAUUCCACUUGACUCACUAAACUUAAAUCAUUCAUUCAACUUUUUAAAACUAAAACUCAUGUCAUGUGUGAUUUGUGACAAAUCAUUUGGCUUUGGAUUUGUAUUUGUUUGUGAUAAUUAUUGCCAUUGAUGUUGUCACUGUUGGAUCAUCCCACUAUUGACAAUCAGUAUUGAUCUUCAAUUUAAAUGUAGUUAGUUUAAAACUUUAAGCUUAGGCUUAGGCAUUUAGGCAAUCCUCCGAAGUCCGGUCCCAAAUUAUUUCCAAUGAUUAAUCCUUACUUAAAAUUCUUGGGCAUCAUUCUGUUUUGAAACUCAUGUUUGCGUUAGUGGACGAUGUUAGAUGGAGGUUGUUGGCCGUCCAGAUGCGCAUUAUCACUAAUCAUGUGUUACCAGGAACAACUACCGUCACGGACGCUUGGCGAGGAUAUCAAAAUGUCGGUCAGCUCAACAACAGGAUUUAUGCUCACGCUGUCAUUGUGCACGAGCGUAAAUUUGUUGAUCCAGUAGACCAGGAAAUUCACACUAUUGAAGGACUUUGGAUGCAAGCAAAACGUAAACUCCGCUAUCAGAGUGGUAGGCCCGCUAGUCGCGAUCUGUUUGCCAGCUACUUGGGGGCCUUUCAGUGGCGCAACAGUCACCAGCAGAACGUUUUCGGCUGGUAUUAGCAAAUGCUAUGUGCCAAUGACAACAUUUAGUAUUUACUGACUGGUUUGUAAAGUUACAGUUAUUUACAAAAGCUAUGACUGACAUAUCUGCUGUUUUCUAACAAUACACACUGUGCAUUGCAGUUUUUUUCAUACGAAAUAAAUUGGGACCGGACUUCGGAGGAUUGCCGGCAUUUAAUUAUGAUUUACUUCAUUUAAUUUAGGCUAUACUAAGCCUAUUACUAUUAAUAAUUAAUAUUAUUGGUCUCAAGAUUAGGCAAUCCUCCGAAGGCCGAAGUCCGGUCCCAAAUUAUUUCGUAUCAAAUGAAAAAAAUUGCAAUGUAUAGUGUGUAUUGUAUUAUUAAUAAUAAUAUUAUUGUAUUCACGUCUCUACAAUGAUUACUUUAAGCACAACUUAACUCCAGUAAGUCUGUUGUAGCUUAGCAUAUUUAUUAUCAUCUGUGUAGCACAGCACUAGCAAUGCAUAUUUUAUUUGGGUUUUUUGUUAUGCAUCUUGACCUAGUUCUUAAAUGGUUGGCUGACGACAGCACCACACAAAGUAUCAAACUGUUGGUCAGCUCAACAACAGGAUUUAUGCUCACGCUGUCAUUGUGCAUGCGCGUGAAUUUGUUGAUCCAGUAGACCAAGACAUUCACACAGAAACUAUUGAAAGACUUUUGAUGCAAGCGAAAUGUAAAUUUGGCUAUCAGAGUAAUACUAGUCGCUGUCUAAUUGCCUUGGGGGCCUUUCAGUGGCGCAACAGUCACAGGCAGAACGUUUUCAUCUGCUAUUUGCAAAUGCUAUGCGCCAAUUACAAUAUUUAGCAUUUACUGACUGGUUUGUAAAGUGACAGCUAUUUGCAAAAGCUAUGACUGACAUUUCUGCUGAUUUCUAACAAUACACACUGUCAUUCAAUUUUUUUCAUACGAAAUAAUUUGGGACCGGACUUUGGAGGAUUGCCUAAGAUUAUUAUGUAGCCUACAUUUACUUAUUUACAAAAUCAUGAAAUAUUUAUUAGUUUAUCAUUUUCAUUUAUGGCUACACUCUCUCUUCCAAAUUAAUAUUAAAUAGCAGUCAUAAAAGUUAAGUAUCCAGUCCAGCCUGAUUAUCACAACACUGAUGAUGACAAGCUUGCAAUAUGUUUCACAUCUUCUUAUGCCAACUUAUGACAAUUUAUUUAUUGACUGUUACUAUUAUUCCCUGGGUCAGUGUGCCCAAUAUACUAAAGUCAUAUGUGAACUAUAGAUUUCAAGAUAAAAAGCAGCGGUUGACAGACAACAAAUAGGCUAGACAACAAAUACAUACUUCAAAAACUAAUUAAACAUGAUGGUGAUAUAUUUCCCACUAAAAAUUAUCCACAUAAAUUAUUUAUUUUCAAAGGUUUUUAUAGAUCAUUUCUAUCGAGCAAACAAAUCCAACACUGGUCAUGAAUUUCGUCAGUGAUUUUGAUAUUGCAACCUUCAGCAUAAUGGGUUUCACCAUCAUUGACAUGAUCAGCAUCGGCUCACAAGCUGCUAUGGUACUUGGUGGUGUGGUGCCAUUUAUACCUCAAUACCUUGAUAUUUGGCGUUCAAGGAAUGCUGAUGGGUUUUCUUUGUUUGUCUGCCUGGCACUGUUGAUAGCAAACAUUCUUCGAAUAAUGUUCUGGUAGGUUACUUACACAUUAAGUAGAAAUGAUUUGCUCUCUCUAUCUAAAAAUAAUUAAGUAAAAUUUGUAGUGUAUGAAAAUAUGUAAGUAAAAGUAUGAAACUCAUUAAAUAUGCUUGAUUACUAAGUUAGUAUGAAAUAAAAUUUAAAUGAAUGAACUAGCAGUAAUUUAAUUUGCACGAGUCAUCUAAUGGGAAUAAUUAAAUUUACUGAACUAAUUUUUCAAAGGGUUUCACAAAAUUACUUUUUCCUUAUAAAAUAUUAUUAAUAUAGUUUAACCUAGGGUUGGGUAAGUUUCUGCUCGAAGACUACAUGCAGCCAGCUUAAAUGUUUAAAGCGGUCACUAAGACCAUCAGAGAACUUUAAAUGUUUUUGUGAAAUGUAAAAAUUCUGAAUGAUUAUUUGUAUAAGCCAUUGAAAAUAAUUAAUAAUCCGUAUAAAAUUGUCAGACUAAUAACGAUGAUCAUCGUAAACAAUUUUAACAUUAUUCCACUGCUUAUUUGUGAAUUGAACUUGAAAUGAUUUCUUGAAGCCCAUAAUGAUACAUAAAAAAAAAAUUAGCAUGUGGCCCGCCAAAGGAAAAGUAAUUUUCAUUUGGCAUCCCCGAGCAAAAAUAAUCUUCAUGUGGGCCUCUGGCCAAAAAGGUUGCCCGACCCCGGUUUAAAGCAGCCACAUUACACCACCUGAUAUAUGGUUAAUUAUUUUAAUUUUAUUUUGUGAAUUGCAUGCUUUUAAAUUAAUUUUAUUAAAGAGUUAAUGCAAAAAACAUAAUCAUAGCACAGAUAAAGAAAACAGUUUUGAGAUAAUAUACAGUAAGACUAUUGCCUCUGGUGCCCCCCACACCCUUUUUUUUUUCGGAAAGCAGAUUUGGAGUUCAGCUCCCUACUACUUAUGGUGCUACCUAAUCAUUUAAUUGUGACACCACAUCAGUUAAUCUGGACCAUAUUUGGUGCUACCUAAUCAUUUUAUUGUGACACCACAUCAGUUAAUCUUGACUAUCUUUGGUGCUACUUAACCAUAUAAUUGUGACAGCACACCUGUUAAUAUGGACCAUCUUUGGUGCUACCUAACCAAAUAAUUGUGACAGCACACCUGUUAAUCUGGACCAUCUUUGGUGCUACCUAACCAUUUAAUUGUGACACCACAUCAGUUAAUCUGGACUAUCUUUGGUGCUUCCUGACUACAAAACUUUUUGUUAGCUUCAGUUUUAAAGCUUUCUGGAUAUUGCUGCUAUGCACAGUUGAUGGUAAAACUAAUUUUAAUAUGGAAAAAAAAAGCUAUAAACAGUUUGGUUGCAGUGACAAUUUGCAAUGCUCUCACAGAUUUAAGUGAGAUUGAAGCUUUUUAGUUGAAAGAAUUAAAUGCAAACUACCCUCUAAGUUAAAAAAAGCAAACACCUUCUUUUUUGCAGGUUCGGCAAACAUUUUGAAUUACCUCUUCUAGCUCAAAGUAUCAUCAUGAUUUUCACCAUGCUUAUUUUGGUUCAAUUAUGUGUUGAUGUCAAAAGUCGAACAGAGAUAAUUUCUUCAAAGCAGCGGAGGUUUACUGGUAUGUAAAUGUUUAAUAUCUUUAUUCAGUUAAAGUAAUAAAUCAAGUAAUAUUUUCAAAUUUUGCUAAAGGAGAUGAUAGUGCUGAACAUGAUAACCAGAGUAAAACAUAGGAGCCAGAAUGAUCAAUUCAUUGAUCGUGGGCCCUCAAAAUAAAGAAGAAGAAGAAGAAGAAGAAACAGGACGUCCACAGCAGAUGUUAGUUCAUUGUGCACGAAUGGGCUCUGUUCAUUGGAUAAAUUAUUAUAAUUAUACAUUUCUUAAACAUUGUAUAAUCCAACAAAACAUUGGGGAAUAAUCAAUAAAAGGUAAAUUGUAUUUCAAGUGGUGUUGUUUAAACAUGUCCAGAAUUGCAGUCAUAUCACAAUCUAAUAAAAAAAUUUCUAUAAUAUGACCCUAUGAUGCCUAGUUUCUUUAAAAAAAAUUUUUAAUGAAAGAGCUUUAUAAGUUAAAAAUGGAAUGUGUUCAGUUUUUAUUAGAGAAUGUGCCAGAUUACAAAGAAUUCUAAUAAAAACAUUUCACCAUUAAAAUCCUGAGUUUUUUAAAAUGUCUUGAAUAUUACAUGGCAUAAAAAUAAUAUUAUAAGCUGACUGAGAUGAUAAAAUAGUUUUGAAUAAUUAUAAAAAAUCAUUAAAAACUUGCUUUAUCAGAAUAUUUACAUGUCAUGACCCUGUUUAGUUCAUAAUAGUUGAAUUUCUUAUCAUCUAAACAUGUCCUUUGACAACCUCACUUUCUGUGAACAUUUCACUUUACAGGUAAAUGACCUAAUAGGGAUACAUACUGACUUUGAGUAUUUGUGUAUAUUAACACUAGCGUGUUAUCUCUGAAUGCUCUUUUGGCACUUUCCAACUAGUCAAGCCUUUACUUCGAUGUUGUGUAUUGUUUCCCUUGCUUCCUUGCCAGCAUUCUUCCAUAACUUUUUGUCUAAGUUUGUUUUAACUUGUCGGAUAUUAAAUUGGUUGGUUUGGGGAACAUCUCUGUAGUACAUUUCAGAGGAAAAGUUUAAAUAAAUGUGGUACCACGUGCACACAAAUCUCUAGCAAUUUCAAUACUAUUAUGUUAUUUAAGUGUAAAUUUGUAGACUUGUCAUAAUCAAAGAAUUCAAGAAUUGACUCUCUCAACUUUAUAAGACUAUAAAUUUUGGUGCAAAAGUGGCUAUGUCAAAGGGAUUCUUCAGUCCUGUUAUCAGACUACCCACAGAUAAUAGGCUAGACAUUAAAACAAAAUAAAUGGUUACAUAUUUAAAACUAACCUCCAAAUUUUAAAAUAAAAUUAAAAAUCCAAAUAUCAUUAAAAAAAACUUCAGCUUUCAGGUUACUGACAAGCUGAUAUUUAAAAAAAUUGAAAUUAAUAAACAAUGAAUUUUAAAAAAACAACAACAUAUCAACAAAAAUACUAAAUAAUAUCAAAGCUAUAAAAAUUAUAUAUCUAUAUGGCUAAAAUAGAUUGACAAGUAAAAGAAAAAAAAAAUUAUUAUAUUUUAGAUUUAUCAAGAUAUUGGCUUCAGUUCUUAUAAAGAUAUGGUAACUCAAAUUGUAUUCACUUUCUUCUAAUCCUUGUUUCACUUAUUUCAUGUCACUAGAAGUUUUCCCUCCUGUUUAAGAGAUGGUUCAUUAUGUCCAACUGAUCAACUCUAUCAAAUUAAUACAAAGGCUUAGGAUUGUUUUUUCUAUCUGCACACAAUGAUAAUUCUUCAGCAAUGACCUUUUCCCCUGUAAAAUAAUUAUUUUGCAUACAUAAAAAUAAAUUUUCUUCAUAACGAAGAUUUACACUAUUGAUGUCUCACCAUUGAAAUAGUCAGUCUCACCAUUAACAUUAUAACCAACCCUGAGUGAAUUAAACCUUUUCCCAGGUGGUAGUGAUAUACCGUCCAUAGACGCCCAGGUGCAUUCAUUUUUUGGUAUGUAAAUGUUCUCUCUAGGUGGCUACAUGCACUGGCUACCCCCUAGCACAGCCUCUCUACCUUAACUACCUGCAUUUUGCUUGAUAAACAUUUCACCUCCCUUGAUAAACAUUUCACCUCCCUUUUUUAUUUAGUUUUUAUGAUUGCGACCCUUUUCAUUUGACCAAAGAUUAUUGAUCUGUACAUACUAAUAGGUCUCUUAGUACAGGCUGAGCUGAUUACCAUAUUUAAACAUUAAUUUUGUGUAAUGUUUGAUUCUUCCUAUUAUUUGGCAUGUCUAAAAAUAAACAAAAGCUUGUAGUGUUUCAUCCUUUCUUUUUUUCAACUUAAAAAAUUAGGUUUUAGUAUAAAAAAAAACUAUCAGAAGUAGCAACUUAAAAAAUUAGGUUUUAGUAUAAAAAAAAACUAUCAGAAGUAGCAACUUAAAAAAUUAGGUUUUAGUAUAAAAAAAAACUAUCAGAAGUAGCAACUUAAAAAAUUAGGUUUUUUAAUUUAAAAUAGCUGUGUGAAGGUAAAAUUUCACUUAGCAAAUACAAGGGAAGCAAAUACAAGGGAAGCAAAUACAAGGGAUAAAUAACAGUUAUACAUUUUCAAUAGCAACUCUGCUUGCAAACAUUGAUUUUGAAGUGAGAAUUCUAACAUUACUACCAAGAAGCUUAUGAUGAAGAUUGACACAUAAAGUAUGUCAAAUAAAUCACCAUAAAGAUAGAUUCUCUACUUGAUUAUGGUCAUGAUAGGGUAUAGAGGUAAUGCUAGUGGUAAUGAUAAGGUUAUAGAGGUAAUGAAAGGGUGUAGAAUUGUAACAUUUUUAUUUUAUAUCUCCUCCACAUUUACCUUGUCUAUCUGUUAUUAGCUUUUAAUAUUGUGAGAGUCCUCUUAUUUUUUUAUAAUUUCUAUCCUGUUGUUGCUACCUAUAUAGCAUCAAGAUAUGUAGCCCAAUCGUAACCUUCUGCCUCAUACUUUUAUUACCUAAUGCAUGAUGUAGUGCAUAUUGUUAUUAUAUUAUAGAUUGUGUGGUUCCUGAAUAACUUCUACUUCUACAUUUACAAUUACUUGCUAGCUGCCAGGGGAAAUCUCACAGUUGUACUGUAAAUCAAAUGGAAAUACUAAAAAUGGUGAUACAUCUCUAAAUAAAGUAAUAUUUGAUUCCUUCCCGACCCCCCCCCCCUCCCCCAGCACCAUAUACAGAUCAAAUAUAAUGAGCUAUCCUAUCACACAUCGCUUUCCAAACUUGGGUGAGAAGAUCAAAAACAAAAGGAAAAACUAAAAAUGGUCAUACACCCCUAAAAAAAGUAAAAUUUGCUUCCCCCCCGACCCCCCCCCCCCCUCCCCCAGCACCAUAUACAGAUCAAAUAUAAUGAGCUAUCCUAUCACACAUCGCUUUCCAAACUUGGGUGAGAAGAUCUACAAACAUGUGGCUUAUUAUAGAGAAUUAAUUCAAGUGACUGAAUUUCACCAUGAAAGCAUGAAUACAAAAAAAUAACAUGAGAGAAAUACUUUUUAAAAAACACCCUUUUCCAAAAAUUUACUACGAAUUAUAAAUUAAAGUACCCAAAGCUUUAGAGCUGUUCCAGACAUAUUACUAAAAAGCUUGGGGUGCCCAUGAACUCAAUGUACUUUGCAAAUCUUAAAGACAUGCACGCAGGGGUAUCACUAAUUUCAUUCAACUUGUCAAGAUCAAAAUCAAUGGGAGCUUACAACAGUAACGCAAGGCAGUUGUGAGAACUCAUAUUUCCAUGAUUCAUCACAAGUGUUAGAAGCAAUGCAAGCCAAUACAUGUGUCUGACAUAUGACAUCAUUGUAUUUCAUGGGCGCAGAGCUGGUGGCAGAGUUUGGGAUGUUAGUUGGUGGCAGUUGUCUGUGAUGAUAGCUGGUGGCAGCUGUCUGUGAUGAUAGAUGACAUAUUUUGUGAUGACAGAUGACAUAUUUGACAAGGUUGACUUAAGGUUGACAUGUAAUGACUUUCAAACAAAGCAUGACUUGAAGAUGAGACAGAAUUGAAAUGAAAACAAUAGUCAUUAGAGUCUGAUGAGAGUAAAAAUAGUUGUAGAAUGUCUUUUAUUCUCAAAGUUUGUGCUAGUAAAUAAAUUAAAACAAAAACAGAAUAAAGGAGAUUAUUGACAUAAAAUCAAGUAAAUUACUGAGCUGUUUUUUUCGGUGUGAUGAUAAAUAGUUGUUAUGAAAUAGUUUAGGAAUACAAUUAAGCUCUGCCAUCUUUUUGCACUUUUGUAACAGCAAAUUGCGUUGAUUCUCUAAGGGUGCUUUAUACGCCCUAAACUAUAAGGUUCCAAUUAGUAACUAGCUACUACCAAUGACUGUUUUAAAAUAUUUUUAAUGCCCAGUUUAAAAAAAAAAAAAAUUACAUGUAAUUAUUUGUUUCAGGGUUCCCUUUAGUGAUAGCAAUUAGUUCAGCAAACACUUCAGGAAAAUCAAAAUUUAAAAUAUUACGCAUUACACUUGAAGGUGGUGCAGAUGACUAAAACUUGGACUAGAUUGGGUUAUCAUGUAUGUAAUGGAUAUUUUGGUACCAUUCUGUGGGUUUUAAAUUAACCUUUUUUUCUUUUUUAACAGUACUUAAAAUGUAAUUUAGUGAUAAUAUACUUUGCUAUGUAGAUAUUUUUCUUUAAUUAUAACUAAUUACAUUUUUUUUUUACAAUAAUAAAUAUGAUAGGAUUUUAUGCCAGUAAGAAAAAUAAAUUUCAUUAGUCAGGGCUGAUCAUGUCAUAUUUUAAAUUUUUAAUCUUACAUCUUUUUGUAAAAACCUAUUUAAAAUAAACAAAUGGCUGUGCUUAUGAAUAAAUGAAGCAUUUAAACAAUAAAAAAAGAGUUAAAUUUGUAAAAAUUUCACUUUCCUUAGCAAGGAAUCAAUUCAGAUUUGAUUACAAUGUUAUGAAGUUUUUUUUUUUUUUUUUUUUUUUUUUUUUUUUUUUAAAACCAAAAAAACAAUUUGAUAACUUCCUAAAUGGCAAGUUUCCUCUUCCAUAGACUUUGACCCAGCCUAUUUCUGGCGGUGGACAGAUUUCCUCAGCUACCUUGAAUUCGUCUCCUUGUUUUCCCUGGUGAUAGGCCUGCUUACCUACCUGUUCAUCAACAGUGUAAUCUACAUUGAACUCCUCGGCUUUAUGGCUGUAUUCACAGAAGCCAUGUUGGGUGCUCCACAGUUCCUCAGAAAUUACCAAAAGAAAUCGACAGUUGGCAUGAGGUUCGUUCAUAAAUGUUACCAAAGCUAAAAUUAAGUCGGGGCAGUAGAGUUGGGUACGUCCAUUUGUUUUUGGACAUAUUUAUAAUGAAAUCACAUCUCAGUCCAAUCUUUUGUAUGUAAAAUUAAAUGUUGAUGUCAGAUUAUUUACAACUGCAGUAGAUAACUAACUGCUUAGUCAUUUGAUUGUCCUGUUUUGGUUUUUUUUUCCUUUCAACUUUUCACUGAUCCCAUUCUAUUUCCUUCUCAUGGCUUGAACACAGUCCCUUAUAUCUUAUCCUUGAAUUUUUGUGUGUGUGUGUCCCAUUGUGUCAUUGUUUAUUAAAAAAAAAAGUAGGCUGAUCUUUCUCCAUUUGGGAAUUAUUAAAUUUGAACUAGAAAAUUAGCAACACACUAUAUGUUUCUUUCAGUGGUAAAAUGGUUGGGUUCCGAAUGUAAUUGACAGACUAUAUGUUUCUUUCAGUGGUAAAAUGGUUGGGUUCCGAAUGUAAUUGACAGACUAUAGUUUCUUUCAGUGGUAAAAUGGUUGGGUUCAGAAAGUAAUUGACAGACUAUAUGUUUCUUUCAGUGGUAAAAUGGUUGGGUUCCGAAUGUAAUUGACAGACUAUAUGUUUCUUUCAGUGGUAAAAUGGUUGGGUUCUGAAUGUAAUUGACAGACUAUGUGUUUCUUUCAGUCGUAAAAUGGUUGGGUUCUGGACUUGUGGUGACAUUUUCAAGACAGUUUACUUUAUCUUGCGAGAGGCUCCAGCACAGUUUUGGAUUUGUGGCAUGCUCCAGGUGUCCAUUGACUUAUCCAUUUUUAUGCAGGUCAGUUAUCCAUUUUUAUGCAUGUCAUUAUCCAUUUGUAUGCAGGCCAGUUAGUCAUUUUUAUCUUGGUCAGUUUUUCAUUUUUAUGCAGGUCAGUUAUUUUCUAUCAUUUUGAACUUGAUCUCAUCAAAUUACCCUCUGAAAUACUCAGCUGAUUAAUUGGUGGUUUAGCCAAUUUUAAUACAUAGUUUUGUGUUUGUUUUUUUAAAAUAAUUAUUUAAAGAUCAAGAUAAAUAAUCACAAGCAAAAUCAAGAUGAUAGCAUUUUACACAACAGUGAUGCUUAUGAACAAUUAACUGCUGAGAUUUCCAGUUGCCAUGUGGUCGGUUUGGUUUAGUAAAACUUUUCUAGUGAAUGUUAAUUCUCAUUGGCUUUACUUUAACCCCCCCCCCCCUUUUUCCCAAACACUAGGGUAGAGUGAAGCAUUGAAAGACAAGUGUCAGAGCCACUUCAGUAGAGCUGUUAUCAAAUUGACAUAACUCAUUUAUAAUGUCUGAUGAAUUUCAUAUUGAUUGUUUUGGAUUAAAGUUUUCAUUGAAAUCUGUCCUUAAAAAAACUCCAGUCAGAUUAGUUAGACUAUCACCAUUAAUUUGUUCUAAUGCCAUCAAAAUCAAGUCACUUUAUCAUCAUUAAUUUAAUCUGCUCUAAACCAUCAUGAUUUUUCCAACCAUUUUUUAUGUAGGAAUGGUAUAUCUUAAUCUGAUGCUGAUCCCAUUUUUAUAAUAUAUAAAGGAUUAUGUUCAAGCUGUGUCAAGGAAAAGCUGGAAAGGAUAUGGGGAAACUAGAAAAGAAAAAAUGCUUUUAAAAAAACAUUUUAAAGUACCCUUUACUAUUUUUCUUUUUUCUUGCAGGUGUUUUUCUACCGCAAUAGUUCCAACAUCGUUGACCGAACCAGUAAAUCAGCCAUCAGCUGACCACAACAUUUUUUUCCUGAGAUUUUCUAACAUCUUUUUUUCACACUGUGUUGUUUUAUAAACAGAGCAGAGCUAUAUUAUUUUCUAUGCAUUGACAUUUAACCUGGGUAGUUUUUAGGAAAAUUGGUACAGCAUGGGGAAAAAACUUGGGUAAAUAUGAGGAAUUUGGGUACAGCAUGGGAAAAUCUUGGGUAUAUAUGUGAGGAAUUCGGGUACAGCAUGGGAAAAAAAUAUCAAAGAAAUAAUCUUUGUGAUAAGCUAAGUUUCUUUUUUAAAAUUGUUCUUUUAACAAAGAUUAUUUUUAAAUGAUUAAAACAAAAUUUAGUUGAAAUAAUAACUGCUAAAUUAAAAGAACUGCCACCUCAUCAAUUUUUUGCUAGGAUAAAUGAUUUUAAACUCACAUUCUGUUAUUAAAUUCAAAGUUCUUUGUGACCAAUUGUUCAUGUCCAUCUUAAGAUGUUUAUAUGGGUCAUUUUUUUCUUAUACAGAUCAUGCUGGCAUUUUUGGUUUAUUUUUUAUUAACUUAGAUAUAAAGUUCAGUUGCUUCUUGUUUUAUAAACAGACCAUACGACGCUACAGACUAUAAGACGCACCUUAAUUUUUAAGCAAUUUUUAAAAAAAAUUAUAUUUUUACCAUUUUUAUAUUAAUUUCGAGUAUAAGGCACACCUGAAUUUUGGAGACAAUUUUUUUGAAGAAAAAGUGCAUCUUAUAGUCCGUAAAAUACGGUAAAUAUUUUAUGACUCAUUCUUGUGUACCUUAAAUAAGUAUAGUAGGACCAUUGUUUAGCUGGGAGUUUAUCUUUAAGUAUACAUUCCAAGAUUGAAAACUUAAUUCUGCCCUAACCUGAGUGUAGUUGAAUAAGUGUGAUUUAUCAAAACUUGUUGAAAAAAAUAUAAAAAAUAAUUAAAGAGAUUUACAAAAAUAUUUUUGUAGUCCCAGAAAAUAUCUUUCAAAUCUAUCUUUCCCAUUUUAAAAAAAAGUUGUAAAAUUUCAAAGCUUUUUUUUGUCCAAUAAAUUUUUGUUCCCAUUAUUCUCUUCAAUUAAUGAUGUCAUCUUGUUACGUCAAAACAUAAACUAAAAUUUUAUCAACUUUAUGGUCAGGAUAAUAGGAUGUUUAGUUCAUUGAAAUUCAACAAUUUUUGUUUAUUUAGUCAAAUUAGUUCAUGGGAUUGUUACAAAAGAGUAUUUAAAAUGAUAUGAAAUUCUCACAAUAAUUGUAAAAAUGCAUUACUAUUUUUUGUUCUUGACUAUCGUUUCGGUAAAUUAAUUAUGACUCGUCAUAGUUCAUGGCAGCUGUGUUCAUUACAUUACAUACAAGUGAAUUAUAGAAGUCUAUCACAUUGACUAGUGUUACUUUUUGCUAGUUUGAAAAUAUUUUUAAUGAAGGUUUCUAAGCAGGUUGGUUAUUCAGCCAGUACAGUGGAUUGUUUUUCUGUACUGCUUUUGGGGACCCAGCCCAAUCAGUACCCUCCAGUGUCAGGGUGCGGACCCAGUCGGAACAGGACCCUCCAGUGUCAGGGUGCGGACCCAAUCAGAACAGUACCCUCCAGUGUCAGGGUGCGGACCCAGUCAGAACAGGACCCUCCAGUGUCAGGGUGCGGACCCAGUCAGAACAGGAACCUCCAGUGUCAGGAUGAGCACCCACCCAGAGCAGUACCCUUGAGUGCCAGUGUGCACAUUGACAGAUUCUUCCAGCGCCAGUGUGCACAAUGAUAUGAAAGAUUACAUCUUCAAGCUUUAUCCUCUAUGAAACAUAAUAAAGGAAGUAAUUUGAGUAGCUCUCUCCUGAAUUGGCCUGUUUUGUAGUUGUUCAUCGAAGAUAACAAACAAGAAAUAAACUCGGUGUGUGUUUUUACUGCUUUAUCCUUGACCUUGGUUUUGUCAUUGGUCUGGGCUGCAUGAAUGGUAUCUGCCUAACCCAGGAAUCUGAUGUCACCCCAUCUUCAUUGCUCUGGUAAACUUGAGAGUGCUUUAAGAGAUGUUAAUUACUUGGAACACUGGGUUUAUAACUCACCCCACACCUCCAGCACAUCUGCUGAUUGUUCUGUUGUGUGCUCUGACUUGCUACAUCUGACAGCAGUUGACCUGGGACCAUUCAGUAGUAAAAAAAAUACUACCAUUUCUCCAUGAUUCUUGUUAACUGUUACACUUUGGGUAUAUUUUUGUAUACGCUUUUGUUAAUGCAUACAAUGUUUUUUUUUUUACUUGUAUGACUCUUGAGGGUUUGAUUUAAUUAAGCCAAGCUGUAUAAAAUAAUAUCAUUCAUAUAGUCAUAGCUUCUCCUAUCUUUUAAGCUUCACAUAUUUUAUAGUUCUGAUUUUUUUGUUUUAAGAUAUGCAGAGACGUCGCUUUUUCCCAUUAUUUUAAAUAUAAGUUAUUCAAUCAUUUUAUAAACAAUGUUUUUCUCCCAUUUAAAAAAAAAAUCAAGCUGGAAAAACUGUCUUAAUAUUUUAUUAGAUUUAAAUUGACAUAACGUGUAAUUGCAUUUGAGACACUUCCUCAAUCUGUUUAGACAUUACAUUGUGAGAGGUUGACAGAGAGAUACAUUUAAAUUGAGAGGACAUGGAGAACAAAGACUACUAUCAUCUAUGUUCUUUUAGAAUGUUUACCAUCCAAAUGUAGCGUAUGAAAUGUUCUGUCUAGAAAAUGAAUAGUUUUGCUUUGGGUGGGAAAGUUUGAAAAAGAUCUAAAAAUAAUUUAUUUUUAUUAGGAAGAUAAAAUUAUGUUCAAAACUUAACUAUAUUAUUUUAAAAAAUAUUCUAAUAUACUUAAUUAUUUGAGACUUGCUUAAAAAAUUUAGAAAUAAUCAUUAAUUAACCAGGCAUUAUCCAUAUAAAUGACAUCUUAUGAUCAUACCAUAAUUUUGGAAAAUCUAAUGCAAAGUGAAUGAUAAAGGUUUGUAUGAUAAUAUACAAAACAACAUCUAGAUAUUCUGUUUGAAAUGAGACAAAAAUAAGAAAGGGAAUUUUGUUGCCCCCCUUCACCUCACCAAAAUAAAAAAUCUUUUUUAGAAAGUCAUCCUACUGGAAUCAGUUCUAUUUACUGUAUUUUGUCAUAAAAUUGUCUACCUGGAAUAAAAUGUAACUAAGCAUUUUUGACUUUGACAUCAACUCUUUCAGUUUUGUUUCAACUGGGUAGUGGAGUAGAAGUCAAAAGUUGGGAGAGAAGACGUGUGGUAAAAACAUGUCUAUAACUCCUGGUCAAAGUCAAAUAUGGUAAAAAUACCAGAAUUUGUGGAAAUAAUGAAUUCAUUGGUCCUGUGUCAAUGAGUGUAUGGACUUAAAGUCAUGUUUGGUCCUGUUUCAGUUGACAACAGAGUAAAUAAAAGUCAUACCUUGAAUUAGUGUCAGUAAAUAUUUUCGAACUCCACAGACAUGUUUAAAAAAAAAUUGCUUUUUAAAUCCUCUAAAAUAUUUAGCAUGUAAAUUCCCUCCACAUUUUCAAAUAUCUUUGGGAUUUUUUCAUACAACUGAUCUAUGCAAUGUUCUUUUGUAUUAGAAGUGGCUUGGAUUCCUGUUCAAUUUUUUUCCCUCUGUGAUAUUAGAGUCCAUGAUUCUCUAGACUUUAGAAUGUAUUUUUUUUUUAUUUCACCAAAUAUCUUUUUUUUUUUAUUAUUGGGUUAUUUUCAAUUUUGCUUUGUGGGCUUCAUCAUGAUUUACUAGCAUUGAAAUACUGAAACCACAUAUGAAGGACUCAUAAUGUAAAGUGUUCUUGUUGGUGUAAGGUAGCAGUUCAAGUGCUAGGUGGUGUAUGGUAGCAGUUCAAGUGGUAGGUGGUGUAUGGUAGCAGUUCAAGUGUUACAUUCUAAUCCUUAUAUUUUCUUAACGUUUUUUUUUUCUUAAGCAUUUUUGUGGUUGUGAAAAUAACUCAUUACAAUUUAUUUUUAUAACCCUGGAAAUGCAGUCAAGUUUAAUGCAGUCAAGACUUAAUGCAGUCAAGACUUAAUGCAAUCAAGUCUUAAUAACCUGUACUAAAACCAUAAACGGGGGACUUUCCAAGUCACCAAACAAUAGACAAUCAGUAAGGUCAACUUUUUUAAUUUGAAGCAUCAGAAGUUUACCGUACUGUGUACAGUGGCUGUUGGACUGUCACAAAGAACUGAGUCAUGUCAUGACAUAAAUGAUGAUACUGUUGAUUAUAGUAGAUACAACAGUAAGCCCUUGACAUUUUGAGUUAUUCUUUUUGAAUAAAUGUUACCCAUUUAGCCAUGUACAAAAAAUAACAAUCAUUGCUUUACAUUGCCUAAAGUUUCCUUUUGGAGCAUGCUCCUUGAAUUGUUUGUCAGUCCAGUGCCUGCAUAACUUGAUUGGGUUUAGUGGUGAUAUGAGAUGUGUUUAAAGUUGAGAUGUGAUGUGUACAGUGUACAUGGAAUGUUUUGUGUGGAUGAUGGUGAUGUGUUGGUAAUUUGAACAUGAUGAAUUCCAUAUUAAUAAACCACAACUAUGAAUCUUUCUUACCCUGGCAUUAAACUAAUGGAAAAUU
Lymnaea stagnalis (great pond snail) is the source of this 15342-nucleotide messenger RNA. Lineage: Eukaryota; Metazoa; Mollusca; Gastropoda; Lymnaeidae. The record is from the annotation of a GenBank genome assembly.